AUGUAUAAUGAAGAAAGCUCGCCAAACAUUAAUAGCCAAUCUACGGAAUGGGCUGUAGGCUUUACUCAAGAUCAAGUUAAUAUAAGUUUGCUAAACACUUAUAAUAAUCCAUCUAUUGAAUGGUCCACUGGAUUUACUCAGGGUUAUGAGGAUAAUAAUAGUUUAUCUACAGAAUG
This is a messenger RNA of Racocetra persica, 176 nucleotides long. The record is from the annotation of a GenBank genome assembly. NCBI's taxonomy places the organism in Eukaryota, Fungi, Glomeromycota, Glomeromycetes, Diversisporales, Gigasporaceae.